AUGAAUAUUUUAAAAUAUUAUUUAAAUAACUAUAUUAAUUAUUACAAUAAUAAUAAUAGUAAUAAUUAUAAUAACAAUAAUAUUAAUCAAAUAAACUUACCAUUAAUUAUUCAAAAAGAAAUUUUAUUUAAAUUAUGUCAAUAUAUUAAUUAUAGUUAUGAAAUUAUUAGUUUGGAAUAUGAUGAUUUAGAAAUUAAAUUAUAUAUAGAAGCCAAUAAAUUAAUUUUCAACUUGGGUCUAUUAUUGGGUAGAGCUCAUCUAUUUUCCAAUCUUGAAAGAGUUAUAAUUAGAAAUUAUAAUCUUCAAGGAAACCCUGAUGAAAUGUUAACACUCUUUUCCACAAUAAAGCAACUAAAGCAAGGAAUCAACAGGAAAAGCAUUGAAUUUACCUGCUAUCAAAUAAUGAUAGGUAGACAAUGUACUGUAACCAAUAUACAAAAAUUUUAUUCAAUUUGCAAAGAUAUCAAAUGUUUUGUUAUCCAUGAUUGCAAAAAUAAAGCAGUUUUGGGCAAGGCAUUACAACUAUGGAAUAAUACUUGUAAAACUAUUAUAUAUGGUCAUGAUAGUGACAAUAAAUUCCCAAUUAAAUCAUUAAGUGGAAAUAAUACUCUAAAAAUAAAUAAUAGUAAUAUUAAUAACAACAAUAAUAACAAUAAUAAUUAUAAUCCAAAAUUUUUUGGUGAUGGUAAAAACUAUCUUUUAAAUUUAAAAGAUUUAGAAUUUAAAUUUACCAAAUUAAAAUUUAAAAAUAUUAAUUUACUUUUAAAAUCAUGUCCAAAAAUAGAAAUAUUUUCAUUUCAAAUUUGUUUUAAUUUAUUACUAGAUUUUUUAUCUAGCCCUCUUUAUGAUGGUAAUAAUAAUAAUAAUAAUAUAGAAAAUACAGAAAUAAACAAUAAUAGUAACAACAACGACGACAAUAAUAAUAAUAGCUAUAUAGAAAAAUGUGAUUGUAGUGAUUUAUUUUUAUCAACAAAUUCAUUAGAUAUAAAUAAAAAAUUAAUUUUUAAUAAUUAUUGGGAAGAAUUUUGCAACUCUUUAAAAAAUCAAACAAAUUUAAAAAAUUUAACUAUAUUAUUUUAUAUGGAAUGCUUAUUUUAUAACUAUAAAUUGGAUAAAGACUCAUUGGAUUAUUUUUUAGAAUCAAUUAGUAAAAUGAUUUUAGAUAUACCAAAUUUGGAAAUGGUUCAUUUUCAAUUUGGUUAUAAAUCUAAAACUUUAAAACUUAAAAAUUUCAAAAAUGAUAAAGCUAUUUUCAAAGUUCAACUAAUUCAUUUCUUCAAAUCAAAUUUUUUCAAAUCAAAUAAUGUAAAAGAAAUAUUUAAUAAUAUAUUUAAAAACUUUAGUAAAUAA
Messenger RNA from Dictyostelium purpureum, 1350 nucleotides. RefSeq lists its product as uncharacterized. The record is from RefSeq and is a predicted model, not a curated record. Lineage: Eukaryota; Evosea; Eumycetozoa; Dictyosteliales; Dictyosteliaceae. The transcript is spliced from 2 exons. The coding region runs from base 1 to 1350 and encodes 449 amino acids.